CUCCUAUUUUCCUUUCUAUCAACAACCGUUUCAUAUUGCGCUCUACUAUCCAACACAUCUGGCAUUACAUAUUCCAACCAGUAUUGCGCCCAUCAUCCGUUAUUGCUUUGCGUCUUAUGCUCAACUGAGUCCCCCGCUCCAACGCUGACCGCCCCAUCUUCAAGACAACCAUUAACCCGGUCAAGGCGACUCUGACUCCGUGGACAUGUCGACAGUCGCAAAGAAACCACCAUCAACUGGUGCUGCUAGGCCAGCUGGAGUUGAUGCAUCGCCUUCACGCACCGCCCGAACACCAGCAUCCUCUGCUGCCUCAACAACACCAAACGGUCAUACUCGCACUCGAUCCGUACGAUCUGGUACGCCAGUCUCUGCCCGCGCUGCUGCUGCGAGACGAGAUGGCGCCGGCUUAGGCAAUGCGGACGCUGAUGCCAGAGCUGAGGCUACCGCUGCCGUGGAAGAUUUACAGCAGAGGCUUGAAAAGGAGGAGAGACAAUCCGAACAACUACAAAAACAAAUCGACGUUUUGCAGUCCAAGUUUGACGAUGCCGUAAAGGAGUCAGCCAAACUGGAAGAGAAGGUACAUGAAUUCGAGGAACAGGUAGAGGCUCUAAACAACGAGAAACGCGAAUCCUCACGUCAGAUACGAGAAAUGGAAACCAUCUAUGAAGCCGAGAGAGGCUCCAUCCUAAAGGAGAAGGAGGAGAUGGCAAAUAGGGAAGAAGAGAUGCAGGCCAUCAUCCAACGCCUCAAAGACAGUCUUGCGCAGCGCAGCGCUGAGGAUGGUGAUCGCCCCUCACGGCAGCUGAGCGCUUCACCCGCCUUGGACGGAAACUUUGCACCUCCUUCAUCCCUCAACAGAAGCGAUUCUCGCAGCAGCUCCAAGUUGAUAUUGCAAAAAGACAAACUUAUCGAAUCCCUUCGCUUAGAGCUUGCUGAGGCUCAGAUCAAGCUGGUGGAAUCGGAAAACCAAGGCGGAGGCCGUCUCCAGGAAGUCGAGCGCCUGCUCAUGGAAACCCGCAUGGCCAACGCCAGGCUACUGGAGGACAACGAGAGCUACCAGCUGCUUCUCAAAGAAAGGACUCUUAAGGGUGACCUUGGCCAGAAUGACUUCAGCUAUAUGAGCACGAGUGUCAACCAGGACGCCCUGAAUGCGCUCGAAGGCAAGGGCCCAUCAUCCUCGCUGGCAGAUGAACUGUCCGACGCCGAUGCCGUCGAGACAGCGCGUGAUGGCGAUAGACAGGUCGAAAUGGAACUUCAGUCCAUGAAGGAGCAAAACAAGGCGCUUACAUUGUAUAUUAACAAGAUCAUCGGACGCUUGCUGCAGCACCAGGACUUUGAGUCUAUCCUUCACGAAACCGGCGACUCAAAGCCUACUACUCCCGCAGACCCAAACAAGGAAAUGGCCAUUCCCGCUAUUAACGGCCUCCUUCAAAAGGCAAAGGCCAUGACUGCCAACACAGCAGCUGGAGCCACCUCCUCGCCCACAAAGCGCGCACGCCCCAUGUCCAUCAUCCAGACCCCGUCUAGCAACUCGGCGCACACGGACCCAGAGCGUGCUCCCAGCAUUCCGAUUGGCAACUUCAACCGCACUAACAGUGUGAGAAGAUCCAGACCACAAAGUGAACAGAUUGUUGGUGGCUCAAGUCUUGUGAGCCAGAUGUAUAGAGGCUCAGACGUCCCUGCUUCGCCUACUAUUGGUAGCCAGCGCCACUCGCAGGGUUUCUUUGCUCCCAGCAGCGUUUCUGGCGGCACUCAGUCGCGCGUACCCAGCUCCGGCAGCGCUGCGCCAUCUUCAUCGGGUAACUUCCCUGGAGUACGCAGCGAAACUUCUAGCAUUAGCGGUGACUCUGGUGAAAUCACAACACCACCCUCACAAUCGCCGCCUCGUUCCCAGAGCGAUAAGCACAAGACCUUUGCGGGCGGUAAGCCUCGCCCUCUUAGACUUGUGCAAGAAAACCCAGAUGCUGUCAAGGACAACAAGCGUGCGAGCUGGUAUACCGGCUGGACCUCCAACUGGGCGGCCAAGAAGGAUGACGCUGCACCCCCAAGCAGCAACCCUAUUCCCGAGUGAAGUGGAAAUUGAGGGAGGGCAUCCUGGCUUCGGAGUUGACUACUCGGCAUUCAACCGUACGACGGAAACUUAUGUGUAGCACCAGGUGCUUCUCUCCUGAAAAUAUGAUUUCUCGAGGUCAGCCUCAUCUACACUGGGUUUGGCACUAUUGAAUGUCCUUAAGAUCCGGAAUAGCGAGAGUAGAUCCCCUGGCACAAUCGAUGGCGGAUCUUUUUUGUCGAGUCUUUCAUCUGUAGCCAGCGGUUCGAUACACACUUUUGGACAUUAUAUGUUUGGCGCAAGGUUGGCGGACUGUGCAAUCCAUUGUGUUUUACAGAAUUGCGUAUUCAUUGGACGGGAGUUUACUGUUUUGGAGUAUUGUCACUUAUUUACGAUAUGAUAAUGGGAAACGAGACGAAGGAAUACAUGGGCUAGUCGGGCAUUUUGCUAAUGGUGUCGCCGUUGCUGUCAGAGGCGACGACGUGGCACAAUACGUGUAAAGGAAUGAUACAAUCAAUGGACAUAGAAAUCGAGUACAUUUUUCCCCGCCGGCGUCUUACAUUCCAGCGUAUUUUGUUAUAAUAAUGGCAUCUCAUAGAACGUCGUCUUCUCAAGAAGCCCCAGAGUGUUGGGCUUAGCAUAAUUGAAUAGCCGUGGUUCAUCAGUACAAGUACAAACAUAAUAUGGCGCUGUUUAUUUUGUCCAAAUUCUGCUUAACGAAGAUAUUCAUUUAGAAGUUUAAAAUUUACAUAUUCUUUAUCAUUUAUCUCGUCAAGGUGGUUGGGAUUCAUGCAGAUUUCUCAUAUAGGGUAAGAGCGAGGACUAAAGUUGAAAUGCUGUUGUAAAGAAGAAGUCACGGUCUAUACCAAAAUAGGCAGAGGUAGAUGAAAUCUUUCUACAAAAAUUCUACGAAUAGAAGUACUUUCUAAAACCUAGACGCGCGGCUACUUGCCUUUUUUUUUUGCUGCUACCAUCUGUAACGUCGUCGCUGUUGUUCUCUGGAAUAGUGUAUGUGGACCUUCAAAAUGUCCAGUACAAACACGCCCAAGGUACCACCGACGACAUGCCAUUGCCCCUGGCAUGGCGGGUUGGUUUUACGAAGCGAAUAAGAUAAGCUUGGCAUAGCUACAGUGGGAAGGGCGGGAAGCGACUGCAGCAUGCCAUGCCGGAUACAGUGUAUACGCUGGAUGCCCAACGUGAAAAGGUGUUGCAGACCUCUGGACGCAGGCGAGAUCAGGAACAAGAAUACAGUAAUCGGUACUAAGCGAGCAUGAGAGUCUGCAUGGGAGUAAAACCACCUGUCAGAGUCUCACGUCUCGGAGGGUUCUAUCCGCGACAUCGGCGAAGCACAAAUCUCACCCGUAACAGCAGCAGCAGCAGCAACAUAAUUUUGAUAGACAAGCCGAGACAGGGGCGACCUAGUCCUUGGUCGCAGCAACAUCGAAUGUUGUGUUGGCAUCAGUGGACGCGUCAGGCUGGUAAAUGUGCCACAGCCACUUGCCACAACAGUCGCAACCCAAGGUUCCAGGCGGUGGGAAGGAAGACGGAGACUAGAAACGCUGCUUUGCAGCUGUUCCACAAGACAAGGCCAGUGGCCGUCGUGUCGCUCUGUGAGAGGCCAAAGUGUGGCGGGUUCGUUGUCCAAGCCUGCGCAGGCUGUGGCGCUCUCGCAUUUGCAUUUGCGUGCGCCUUUUCGAUGCCGGCUCUUUCACGUGGCCCGACCCCAAUCCUGCUGCUCUGCCGAAGGAAUACUGCAGCUACUGUAGCAGCAGUAGGCAUCCCGUCCGCCAGGAGAGCCUGCUGCUGUUUUGGGAAUUUGUGCCUUCUCGGCGGCGCGGCGGAACUUUGCAAGGUGCCGAUCUCGAUGAUGGUGAUGAUGCAUCCGCUUUCCCGUCGCGCUCGAUGGUGCCCAACGUUGCAUCUAUGAUAGUCCAAGCCACACAUAUGAUGCGAAGAUUGGAGAAGAGCAAUUUGAAGACUCAUUAGGAGCUAAACAUCAACUUGGUACGGGACAGGCACCGUGUACCUCGGGGUUCAUUUCAUUGAGAUGGGCUACUACCGGAAGGGCUUCCGCGCGUCGGCCCAAGGCUUUAGUAGUGGUAGCAAUUGGCCAGACGAGGCCCGGAUCAGCCCUUCUGCGACGUCACUCGGGUUCAUAGCGAAGGCCUGGUAGCAUGCGAGCCUAACUUGGUCUGGAACUGAAACGUCGGUCAGGACGUAGAGACUGGUUGCUCGACUAUUUCGCAAUUUAACGCCGAUACAUCGGGCAACGUUGCCGUUGCAGCAAAAGGCUAUUAUGCUGAGGGCUAUGUCGGCCAACUAGAGCAUACAGUACCGACGUGGACGGUGCGUGUUGCGGUUUUGUCACUCGACUUAAGUUGGCCUUGUUUUUAAAGCUCAUAGGCGUCAUAGACACAGUCGAUUACACGUCUGCCCAUUUAGCUACCAGAGAGUUGUACUAACUUACUGCAAAGAAGCAAAUGCGGGCGUGACCGUAUUCGUGCUAGAGCCCUUCCCGUCGACUUCCAAAACCGGGGUAAACGGCUCGCACUAAUGCCUGUGUGCCACCACCACCCCAGGCGGUAAGGCUUGACAUUUGGGACUCUUCUUCGCAGUGGGCUGGGCGUUUCUCCCUCGCGUGUGGCGGUGGUGGUGAGCGACUGCCAACGCAAGUUGUGGCGAUGGAUCUACUCUGUAUGCCGUAGCUGAUAUAUCUGCCACAUAAACGGCUGCUGAGCCAUGAUUUUUCUUCUGUCGCGGCGGCCCGAAGCAGCAGAAGAAAGCAAAGAAUGCAAUGUGUUGGGUUGUCAAAGGGCGAUGUGGAGCUAGCGUUGGUAAGACUGGGCUAAACAAUGUAAGACUGGCCUUUGCCGGAUGCUGGAGGGG
Molecule: messenger RNA, 4936 nt
Organism: [Torrubiella] hemipterigena
Lineage: Eukaryota; Fungi; Ascomycota; Sordariomycetes; Hypocreales; Clavicipitaceae
Source: the annotation of a GenBank genome assembly